Messenger RNA from Pochonia chlamydosporia 170, 2025 nucleotides. RefSeq names its product Ribonuclease H-like protein. Lineage: Eukaryota; Fungi; Ascomycota; Sordariomycetes; Hypocreales; Clavicipitaceae. The transcript has a single exon. Gene Ontology annotation, molecular function: protein dimerization activity. The record is from RefSeq and is a predicted model, not a curated record. Bases 1 to 2025 code for a protein of 674 amino acids.
AUGACUUCUUUACCAGACUCGUCAUCCAUUUUGGAGUUGUCCACUACUGCUGCACUUUCAGAAUCUCAGCAGCAUGUAUCCAGAGUCUCAAGCAUCCGAACACACGCUCGAGAACCCAGGAGUGACGAACCGAAGUACCAGGCCAGAAACCGUAUAUUUUAUUGCAAGUACUGCGAGGAUCCUUCUUACGGUUGCCAAAGUAGUACAACCUUUCGAAAUCACCUUCUCAAGAAGCACGACAUAUACUUCGAACACGAGCCUCGCCGGGUUGAUGCCGCUAGCCUGCUCAGCCUGCAAGCUCUCUACGAUCAAGCCGCUAUUGCCAACCAGACUUCAGAGCUUGACUCCCAAAUCUUCAAGAAAGUGCUACAUAAAGAUGUGAUUACCGAGGCGCUUAUCUCAUUGAUUACCGUGCAUCGUUUGCCCUUUAGGCUGGUCGAGUCGGACGAGUUCCAUACAUUCUGUAAAGCAUUAAAUCCCCAAGCCACUACUGAGAUAAUCUCGUCCCAUUCCGAAGUCAGAAAGAAGGUGGCUAGUUCAUGGCUCUUUCAAAAGGACUCGGUACGGAAAAGGCUUCAGUCAGCGCUAUCCAAGAUUCACAUUUCUGCUGAUAUUUGGACAUCGCCGAGCCAGAAGCUCUUCCUUGGAAUUUGCGCACAGUUCGUCGACUAUGAGACAGAAAAGCUCUCUAAAGCACUUCUUGCCCUUCCUCUCAUCCUGUCCCACAGUGCUGAGGUCCAGUUUGAAACAUUGUUCUCGAUUCUCCAGGAUUACGGCAUCUGCCAGAAACUCGGCGCUUUCGUUGGCGAUAAUGCCUCUUCAAACGACAAGCUUUGCCGGACAAUGAGCUCGGCGCUGCAAAAAGAGGGAAUAUCUUGGGAUGCAAGUGCCAAUCGGAUCAGAUGCUGUGGCCAUGUCAUCAACCUCGCUGUUAAGGCAUUCCUGUUUCAGGAGGUAGAACAGGAAGAGCAGCAAACUAAAGACUUGGAGCAGGACAAUGUGUCGAAGAGACGGGAUGCCUUUCGGAGUCUUGGGCCACUAGGACAGCUUCAUAACAUUGUCGUCCAUAUCCGCGGGUCGCCAGCUCGUAUGCGACAGUUCACCGAUCUAGCAGGCCGUGCAGUUCCUCUUGAUAAUUGUACAAGAUGGAAUAGCUGGCAUCAGAUGCUGCAGGUUGCAACGGAAAAGUCUGCAGACAUCGAUUCCUACUCGAAGCUGUACUUUGAGGAUCUUAAGAACGAUUACCUUUCGCCGCAAGACUGGGAACGGCUUCGGGCUACACUGGAAUUUCUCAAGCCAUUCCACCGUGCUACCAAAGCGACAGAGGGUGACGCCGCCACGAUCGACCGGGUCCUCUUCACGAUGGAUAUUAUUGUGCAGCAUUUCAAGACAAGCUUUGACAAGUUUGAGUCUGAUCAGUUCUUCGGCCCUCGCAUCAUGAGGAGCUGGCAAGCCUUUGACAAGUAUUACCUCAAAACAGAUGAUUCGCCCUAUUAUGCAGCAGCCAUGAUUUUCCAUCCAUCGCGCCGAAUAGGAUACCUGAAGCAUAACUGGGACAAAAAGUGGGUGCGGCCAGCUAUUCAAGCUGUCAAGCAGCUUUGGUGCGACUUUAAAGCCCAAGAGCACAUUAGCCUAUCAGUUCCUCACGACGAAUCGGUGCGCGCCACCAUGGGUAGCCCGGAAGCGUUUGACAUUAUUGCUGAGAGGCUUCGGAACUUUCCACGACCACAGAGCAAGGAUGAAUAUGAGGAGUACACCAGCGAGCCUGCCAUCCUCAUUGAUAUUCCUGCCCUUGAGUGGUGGCUAGAUGCGCAGCAACGCAAGCGUUGGCCGAAACUCUCGCAGCUUGCAGUUAAUGUGCUGUCAAUUCCUGCGAUGAGCGCAGAGGCAGAGAGGGUAUUCUCAGGGGCGCGGCGGACUAUAUCAUGGGAGCGGAUGAAGCUUGGGGAGGACACUAUUGAGAAGGUAGAAUGUUUAAAGCAUUGGAGGAAAAAUGGAGUGGCGCGCGGAACAGACAGUAGUUAA